AUGGCUCAACCUAGCCCCGAGCAGAUAAAGGCUUUCAUCGCCGCCAAAAACGCCGAAGCCGAACGACAGUUGGCUCUUGAAGCCAAUAGUAAACAGAUUUCAGUAGAAGAAUUGAAGGAGCAGAAGAAGCAAAAUUUCCUUGCUCUUGCAAAAGCUAGGGAGAUGACACCAGAGGCACUCUACAAGGAAUUGCAGAUGGAAGCGAUGCGGGCGCACCAACAACAGGGCCAGGGAUCACCACAGCCAGGCCAAGCGGUACAACAACAAAAGCCGGGUCAACCGCCAAGUCCCCAGCAGGGACCUCCACAACAACAGAUGCAGCGGGUAGCCGUUAGCCCAGGACAGCCCGUGGACCCCAAGGCGCUGGCCGUGGCGAAGUUCCUGCGCUCGCAGGCCCUUAAGCCACGGACCUGUAUCCUAAACGGCGAACGAAAGGACAUGUUCAAAGUCAAGCGAGCUAUGCGCGCCCUUCAGUCCCCCGCCUACGCCAAAGCCGCCGCAAAGAAGAACUCCCUCCUUCCACCCGUGACAGACGCCGCCUCAGCCGAGGCCGCCUUCAAGCUCCUCCCUCUCUCCUAUCUCGCACUACGCGUGAGCAAGGUCGACCCGCACGAAGGCCACAACCACGCCAAGCCCAAGAACCGGACAAAGGGCCUGUGGACCGUGAAGAUCGAGGGGGAACAGCUUUUCGAACCGAUGAUGUACUACGUGUGGCAGUGGGAGGGACCGCAAUGGAAGCAGAAGGCCAUGGCCGCGGCUGUUGUGGCGGGUAUCUUUACCGUUGUGUUAUUCCCGUUGUGGCCUAUGAUGCUGCGCCAAGGUGUUUGGUACCUUAGCGUUGGAUGUAUGGGUCUUUUGGGACUUUUCUUCGCUAUGGCUAUCUUCCGGUUGAUUCUAUUCUGUGUUACCGUUUUCGCUGUCCCGCCCGGAUUGUGGUUGUACCCAAAUCUGUUUGCGGAUGUUGGGUUCUUCGACAGCUUCAAGCCUCUUUGGGGCUGGCAGGAGAACAAGAAAAAGAGCAAGAAGGUCAAAUCAGGAGUUGCAGCUCCCACUACCGCAGCUCCUGCAGCAGCUUCGACAGAAGCUCCGUCUGCUACUACCACCUCGGCUGAAACUACAUCUACUCCCAGCUCAGCGCCUGUGAAGCGGGACCUGACAGCGCGGGUUGAGGAAGUAGAAGAGUAG
Messenger RNA from Penicillium pulvis, 1185 nucleotides. Its product is annotated as Sec62 family protein translocation protein. Gene Ontology annotation, cellular component: endoplasmic reticulum; endoplasmic reticulum membrane. Lineage: Eukaryota; Fungi; Ascomycota; Eurotiomycetes; Eurotiales; Aspergillaceae. The coding region runs from base 1 to 1185 and encodes 394 amino acids. Gene Ontology annotation, biological process: post-translational protein targeting to membrane, translocation. The record is from RefSeq and is a predicted model, not a curated record. The transcript has 3 exons.